AAAAAAAUUGAGAAAUGAAACAUCUGUCGUUUGGUGAAAAUACAGGCAUCGAUUUCUUUAUUUUAAUUUUGAGACGAUUUUUUUAUUUUUUAUGACUCUACUUAUUUAUAUUUGAUAACGUAUUUUAACCACAAGCCGUACUUUUGCUUUAAUUAUUAACAAGAUUUUCGUGACAUCACAGUGUUUAGCGUUAUGAUAAACGUUUGUAGGUAGGACACAUCACAAACCAUAGUUACUACUAUUUUGCCUUUUAUAACGAAAUUGAGAUAUUGUGGGCUGUGAGUAGUUUGAUUUGGACAGCUAUUUUGAUAUUCUCUCGUCUGUGAGGGUGUUUAAUAGGCAUAAAUCUCGUGUAAUAACAUUGGAGAUCGGCGCCAUGUUGUUAUUUACCUUUUGAUUCUGACCUGUGGGAUUUCCUGAUGGGGUAUUUGUUGUGUGCCGCGCCCGCGAGUGUGUGAUUAUGUUGGAGGAUGUGCCCAUCCACGGGAGCCGCAGCGACCUCAAAGUACCGAAGGCCGCCGCGCACCAGAGGAAUCUCAGCUUGGACUUCAGGCAUGUGACGGGUUCAACCGGGCCGCCGGCGGGAUGCGGCCACCAGAGGAACCGGUCUCUGGACUCGGUGUUGCAGCGGAUCCCAGAGGAUAUCACACCGACGUCGCCAGAAGGCGCCCCGCUCAGAAUCCCCAUGGAAGCGCCCGCCCCCCGCCUUGCACUACCACCCGAGGUCCCCGCUGGAUCUGUUGACUCCGGCAUCCACACUCCCCCCGAUCCACAUGAUGAAGAACGCCCAGCCCCCGCUGCCGCUCGAUCCAGGGAAAGCCUCGACUCCGGCAACCCAGAAGACACAGACAAACCCCCCGAUGAAACAAAUCCCUGCGAUACAAUAGUCGACCCACCGCUCAAAUCCGACAUCUCCGCCGCAGACACAUCCAAAAACAAAGACUUCUUACUACGACUCUUCGAAAGCAAACUCUUCGACAUGAGUAUGGCCAUCUCAUACCUAUUCAAUUCGAAAGAACCGGGCGUGCAAACGUACCUAGCAAACAAAUUGUUCUCGUUCCCAUAUGAGGACGUGGAUUUCUAUCUGCCGCAGUUGGCGACGAUGUAUGUGGAAAUGGGCGACGUGGCGGACGUGUUGAGGCCGUACUUGGUGCACAGGUGUAAACAGAGCGCGGAGUUUUCUCUGCGGCUAGCGUGGUUGUUGACUGCUUUCGGUGGGGACACUAAAAGAUCAAAGGCGACGAAAUUGAGGGAUUCCAUAAUGGCUGAGGAGAUCAGGCCGGCGGCGAGGAGGGGGCACCACAGAUCGCAGUCGGAUGCCUCUGCUUUAAGGCUAGCGAUGCCCUCGGGCAGGCAUUUAGGCGACCUGGCUUCGGGGCGUGCGUUCGAUAACGGAUGUGUGUGCGGUGAACAGUGCUCCUGCGGCGCUCCCAGAUUAGCUCCACAAAGUCAGUUCCUAUCAGCACUCACGAGUAUCGGCCGCCGCUUAGCAGGGGUUGCAGACAAGGAGCGUCGCAACGGGCGGCUUCGUGCUGAGCUGGCAACGCUGGACCUGAACCUUCCCGCCCGAGUGUGGCUGCCACUGCACUCGCGGCCGCACUGUGUGCUCCGGAUCCCGCCGCAUGCUGCUGCUGUGCUUAAUAGCAAGGAUAAGGCGCCGUAUAUAAUGUACGUGGAGAUCUUAGAGACGGAUGGUCACGAGCCGCUCCCCCCGCGGCUACUACCCCCCCCGCCCCCCACGCCGCACUCCCCACCCAUACGACACACCAAGAGUGAAGAGAACUUAGUACCAGAGUGGCCGGUACUAGCUCUACACCCGGCGUUAGAUGACGUCGACGCAGGUGACUGUUGGAGUCAUGAUGACGAGGACUUCUCAGGACAUUACCCCACGAGAGCACCAGCGCCCGAUACCUUAUCACAGGUAUCGGCGAUGUCAGCCAUGUCCGGCGUGUCGGGCGUGUCGGCGUCGUCGCUGGGGUCGCGCGAGUCGCUGGCGGUGGGCGCCGGCGACGUGCGGCGCCGCCUGGCCGACGCCACGGCCGCGCCGCCGCCCAACGCCUUCCGGCACGACCCCGCCGACCCCUCCGCCGCUGCGCUAAAGGAAUCGUGGGAGAGCAAGUUGUCGCGCAUGCGCAGCAUGUCCCCGUACGGCGCGCUGGCGGGCUGGCGGCUGCUGGGCUGCAUCGUGAAGGUGGGCGACGACCUGCGCCAGGAGAUGCUGGCGGCGCAGCUGCUGCGGCGCCUGCGGGCCGUGUGGCGCGCCGAGCGCGUGCCGCUGCGCCUGCGGCCCUACGAGAUCAUCUGCCUCGACCGCGAGUCUGGACUCAUACAGCCGGUACUGAACUCAGUAUCCCUCCACCAAAUAAAAAAGCAGUCAGGCAAGACCCUCCGCGCGUGGUUGGAGUUAGAACACGGUCCUCCCAACAGCGAGGGCUUCUUGCGAGCUCAGAACAACUUCGUCGAGUCCGCCGCCGCGUACGCGCUCACUAGCUACUUACUACAGCUGAAAGACAGGCACAACGGCAAUAUCCUACUCGACAGUGAAGGCCACAUCAUCCAUAUCGACUUCGGAUUCAUAUUCUCAAUCUCUCCUAAGAAUUUAGGGUUUGAGAGUUCUCCAUUUAAGCUGACCCAAGAGUUCGUGGAAGUGAUGGACGGCGAGAGCAGCGACAUGUUCCAGUACUUCAAGAUCCUCAUCCUGCGCGGGCUCAUCGCCGCGCGCAAGCACUGCGACCAGAUCAUACACAUCGUCGAACUCAUGCGCAUGGGCGGCCAGCUAGCCUGUCUCCGGAGCAGCACAGCGGUGUCAUCGUUCCGAGCUCGCUUCCACCUCGGCAAGACGGAGCCGCAACUGCAAGCCCUAGUAGACCGGCUGGUCCGCGACGCCCUCAACUCACUCUCCACACGGCUCUACGACAACUACCAAUACUACACCAACGGGAUACUGUAAAUAUUUCAAAUAGCAAUUUUACUUGUGUUUCCAUUUCAUGGUGGGGUAAGACAAAGGAUUUGCUUAACUCUUUCAAGGACAAUUCUAAGCGCCAUUAUUAUGAAUGGAAGGUCAUUGACCCGCUGAGUCCCUGAAAGUGUUAAGGCUUAGCCCUUGAAGUUCUAUAGCCAAGUCUAGGUUAACAUGUCUUAGUGAUAACAAUGAAUGAUCGUGAUAAGUACCUAGAGUCUCGCCAGUCAAUCCCUCUUUAAAAAUAAAUAAAGAUAUCACUAAGACUGUAACUAACUGAACUAGAUAUGAAGAGUUGGUUUUUGGUUUUCGGUCUACCCUUUACAACUGGGUGAGCCCUCAUGUGUCCAAAUGGUCAUGCAGUGAAGCGAAUGCCCCCCGAGGCGAAUCUACAAUAAGUCAUAUAAACUUGCCUUGUCUUCACGGUGACUAUCAAAUGAGGAUGGUGAACGAAGGGAAUACUUUUGUUUUGCUCUAUCAUGUGUAUAUAUCACGCAACUUGAGGUUUUAUAUGUCUAGGGUCUAUUUUUCAAUAGUCAGAUAGUGUCUUCGUAUAAUAAAGUUUUCCAAAUUCGAUUUAUUCAAUACAAAAUCAAUGCGGGACUAUCCAAGCUGCGUUCCCCAAAAACAAAAUAGAUGAAGCUGUGAAGAUCCUCAGUGAUAAAUAAAUCCGAUGAUUGAAAAAUUAGCCCUAAAUAAGUUAGAAUUUGUGACGACAUGACUACAAAACGUGUUAUCCGAUGGAACUUUUAAGUUGUGUCGAACUCAAAUUCUCUAAAUUCAAGAUUAUUAAAAAAUAAAAUCUCUAAUUGAAUAAAUUAUUGUAUUGUGUUCCAAUAGCUUUGCCGAAUAAAUAGGUGACGCAAUGAUAAACUAGUGACUGUUAUGCAUAUUCAAAUUAUUUAAUUGUUAUCACAAUAGGUCGUAUAAAAAAAACUUGGAAUGGACAAGUGCGAAUAUCGUAAAAUAUGACACUAAAGAAAAUAAUUAACACACUUUGAAAGAACUGCCCUUUUGAGACUAUCCGAGGCUCGAAGCUCUUUAUAAUGUAAUCUUAAAAUAAAACAAGUUUUCUAUAACGUACAUUUUCUUGACACUCGCUUGAAAUAACGAAAUAUUUAAAGUUGUUUCAAUAGUUUUAACAUUCUAGCAAUACGUUAUUUGUAAUGUAUUCUUUGUUAUAUAGUAUCGGUUUUGACAAGCUGACAGUUAUAAUAGAUUUCUGUUUACUAUAAAAUUGCGCUGUUUAUAACAGAAACGUCAGAGUUUGUAAAGCGGAAACAUUUGAAAGCUUUUAACAAAAUAAAAUGACCUGGGGGGUUAAGAAGGCCACAUGGAUGCAAUUCAUCUAAAAAGCAAUAUUGCAAUUUGACAUUUGCGCAUAUAAAAGUGCACAAUGUCAACAAAUGUCAAAUAGCAAAAUUGCUUUUUAGAUGAAUUGCAUCGAUCGGGCCUUUAUGUUAUUAAAUAGGAAUGUAAGGGACAUGUUCAUCUUCGCAUUGGUCUGACAGGGUUUGUUUUCUGGGUUUUGGUCAAGAUUUUUUUUUAUCCGAAGUUUGUUGUAAAUAUACAACUUGUUUUCAGUCGAUUCGGUGUGAUCGUCAAAUACAGUUUCAUACAUCGGAUUUGCUUAUAAUUUCUACAUACUGCAUGAUUAUUGAACUUGACACACCCGUUUAGACACGAUUUGAUGAAAAAUAAUUAAAAAACAUACUGGGCUAUCGGAGUUUCCCAAUUUAUUUGGUUUGCAUGUAAAUUCUAGCUUACAUAAAUAGUUUUGUAGAUAAUUAGUGCCAUAACCACUCGCUGUACCUUGAAACAACAUUAUUAUUUGCUCAAUCAUCUUUUUGGAUCAUCGGAAAGGCAACGCAUCCUUUAUCCCGUCCAUUGUAGUUACUUCGCGUAGUCCGACAGUGCUUUAUAAAAACUAAGUCAGUAAAUAAACUUUUAGACAGGAAACAUCCAAAGAACGAUGUUCCUUAAAAAUAGAAGUGAAAUGACGCAAAAGAUUUUUAAAUGCUAAAGUUUAAAAUGAAACAUGCUAAAUAUCUCCUUGUGUAAAUGGUGACUCUGCAAAUAUAAUUCUAAUAUAAUCUGAAAUCAAAAUGUAAAUACUUAAAAAUUAUGAUAAUUUCUGCAAAGAGAAGACUGAUUGUUCAGGCAUGAAAAGGAAUUAGGUUUAGAUUUCCCAAUUAAUCUAAGUUUUACUCUGUAUAUUGAAAAUUAGUUGUGUAAAUGAAUUUAUGUAUGGGAUCUGCGUUUCUGGUACUGUCGUCUAAAUGUAAAAGCAUUAAAGGGAAAAGGCAUGUUUUAGAUAAAACGUUAUGAGGGAAAUUUUUGGAUAAAGAAUAUUGUUAAACUAGAUAAAACAGGUAGACAUUCACACGGAGGUGUUGAGAUGUCCACCGCGUAACGGAUAUAGUGUGAUGAAUUAAGUACAUACUAGACUAGAUAAUAUCUAUCUAUGUCGCAGUCCAAAUAUGUGGAGUUGUUAGUAAAUUGGUGUUGUGAAUGUUUACCAUAGAUUGGAAUGUUUGUUGACGCCAACGAGCAGGUUCUGUGAUCUGUCUAAUGAGAUUUUAAAGAUUGUUAUAGGAUUGCCGCUAGAUAAAUUCAAUAUCGUUUUGUUACGUUCAAUGGUAUAAUAAAAUACAAAUUUUCCUCGUAAUGUAAAGGAUCGGUUAGUAUUAGUACGGUAUGUAAAUUAAUUAUUCGCUUAAAUAUAAAAGGAGUGAGAAUGUUGCCAAAUUUUAAGCCACAACUUAACAUACGCAUGUUUUGUCGCUUCUACUUUUCGAUCUAUUCAAGACAAAUCGGGUUUUUAAAUGUAUUUACCUACUAGUAAUUUAUGGUAUGUAUAUAAAACGGAUAAAGAAUACACUUACACGAGCCCGAUUUUAGCGUGGGUUUGUUACUCCUUUAACAAAUAUUGUGACAAUAUAAUAUCGUGUUAAGCAAAGGACGAUUGAAAUUUCGCAAUGUUUGGGCUCAUUUUGAACAGUUAGAUAUUUAUGUACAGAAAAUAUUUUUCAAUGUCAAGUUUUAGUGUCUGCUAGAAUAAUCGCGUAUAUACAUAUUAUACUAAUUUAUUUGGUAAUACCAAUUGUAUUUCAGAUCUAAAUAGCUUUUAUCCUUACCCUAAUUUAUAUGGAUAUAUUCGUGCGCGUGACUUACUCGUUGUGGAUUGACAUAUUGAAUUUUAGAUAGCAUUAUAAUAUUGAAGUACCUUUAGUAUUCUAUUCAAAAAGGCAAUGUAUAUGUCGUAUUAUUGUUUAAAGUAAAUCGACUAUGUAAAUAAAUGCUCCCUUUUGUAAUAAUCAAUACGGUUAAGAAAGUUGCAUCCAAAUUCCAAAAAUAUUUUUUCUCAAAAUCGAGUCACGUUAUUUAUGUACAGAUAAUUGUAAGUAGCUACGUAUUCUAAGGCCGACUGCGGACGACCCGAUUUGAUUGGGCAGAAUAUAUCAAACGAACAAGAUCAACGUUUACUUAUACCCGAAGCGUCUUGUUUCUUCGGAUCCUACUCACCAUCCUGUCCACCUUGAAAAUGUUUUAACCUUUCAUAUGCCGAGAUACCAGACACAAUAGAUUUUACAUUGUGUCUGGUCGACAUCCGCGUUCCGGCGUUCGAAAGAUAAGGUAAUAGAACUAGAGUUUACCAGAUUCUCUCUGACCGAAUCCGUCGUCAGAUCAGGUCGUCUGCAGAGGCUUUAAUGUUUAUCUUAAUUUUUUAAUUUUAAAUAUACAUAUAUUAUGAUUCUU
Messenger RNA from Pectinophora gossypiella (pink bollworm), 6718 nucleotides. RefSeq names its product phosphatidylinositol 4-kinase beta (gene fwd). Gene Ontology annotation, molecular function: 1-phosphatidylinositol 4-kinase activity. Gene Ontology annotation, biological process: phosphatidylinositol phosphate biosynthetic process; phosphatidylinositol-mediated signaling. The coding region runs from base 461 to 2950 and encodes 829 amino acids. Gene Ontology annotation, cellular component: membrane; cytoplasm. The record is from RefSeq and is a predicted model, not a curated record. NCBI's taxonomy places the organism in Eukaryota, Metazoa, Arthropoda, Insecta, Lepidoptera, Gelechiidae. The transcript has 10 exons.